Messenger RNA from Drosophila ficusphila, 1427 nucleotides. RefSeq names its product trimethyllysine dioxygenase, mitochondrial (gene Tmlh). The transcript is spliced from 2 exons. Gene Ontology annotation, biological process: carnitine biosynthetic process. The coding region runs from base 36 to 1130 and encodes 364 amino acids. NCBI's taxonomy places the organism in Eukaryota, Metazoa, Arthropoda, Insecta, Diptera, Drosophilidae. Gene Ontology annotation, molecular function: trimethyllysine dioxygenase activity; iron ion binding. Gene Ontology annotation, cellular component: mitochondrion. The record is from RefSeq and is a predicted model, not a curated record.
UCUUCGAAUCUGCUGGUCGCAAUAUACCUAGAAAAAUGUUGAUCUUAAAGCAUCCGAAAACCGGACAAACUCUGGAGGUUAAUGAGUUUUGGCUCCGUGACCACUGCCGUUGUGGAGAGUGCCUAAAUUUGGAUACAAGUCAACGGCGUUACGAUCUCUUAGACCUUCCAGCUGAUGUGAAAUCACUGGAGGUGAAGUACGAAGGGAUAGUGCUCCAAGUUUCGUGGAGCGAUGGCCACCAGUCGAAUUACGAUCUGGACUUUAUUUUCCAUUCCCAGCUGGAUCGUCUGAUAAGCCGGCGAUCAAAGUCCACUAAUCUGACGCCCUGGAAUCGCAGCAUUAUUUUGCAGAACGAACGUUACUUGAGAUUCUCUUUGACCGAACUGGUUUCCAGCGAUGAGGUUGUAAAAUCUCUUGUUGAAUCUCUAGUUCGGUAUGGCAUUGUUUUCAUCGAUGACGUGGCCCCCACAGCAAACAUGACCGAGUUGGCCCUGCGAACAGUUUUUCCGCUGAUGAAAACCUUCUUUGGUGAAAUGUGGACCUUUAGCGACAAGCCCGAUCACGCGGACACCGCUUACACGAAAUUAUAUCUGGGUUCCCACACGGAUAAUACGUAUUUCUGCGAUGCAGCCGGACUGCAGGCACUUCAUUGCCUCGAACACUCGGGUUCCGGUGGAGAAAAUUUCUUUGUGGAUGGUCUGCAUGUCGUCCACGAACUGAAACGCCAAUUUCCAGCAGCUUAUGAUCUGUUGUGUAAAGUUCAAGUUCCCGGGGAGUAUAUCGAAAAGGGGGAGCACCAUCGUCAUACGGCUCCCAUUAUCCAGGUGGAUCCCCUCACCCAGGAAUUCGUUCAACUCAGGUUGAAUGUCUACGAUCGAGCGGUAUUUGAUACCAUACCUCAGUCCGAAAUGGGGAAAUUCUAUGAGAGCCUUCGUCAGCUCCUGCGAAUUGUUAAGGAUGAUGAACAACAGUGGAUAGUGAAGCAAUCUCCAGGCAGCAUUGUGCUUUUUGACAACUGGCGGGUUCUUCACGGUCGCCAUGCUUACACAGGAAGUCGCACAAUGUCAGGUUCUUAUAUCCAGCGAACGGAUUUCCUAAGCAAGGCUCGUGUCUUGGGAAUAAUAGAGUAAAAGCUAAUAAAAGUAAUGAAAAUAAUAAAUUAAUAACAAUUAAGACUAUGAAAAAUGUUAAACAGAAUCUUUCAGUUUUAUUAGUGCCUGCUAAAAAGCGUCUUAACAAUUUAAAUAAAACAAAACUGAUAGAAUCGAUUGAGAAAAUCAACCAGCAGCAUAUCUCAGUUUAAAUUGAAGAAAAAGUCUUGUAAAGCGGUUAUAUAUUCAAGGUGGCUUAAACAUAUUAUCCUCUGUUUCAACCGAGCCCUUCUCCAAUUCAAUUUCGAUUGCAAAUGCCAACGCAUCAUAAUAAAA